This is a messenger RNA of Capronia coronata CBS 617.96, 2784 nucleotides long. RefSeq lists its product as uncharacterized. Gene Ontology annotation, cellular component: division septum; cell division site; cytoplasm. Lineage: Eukaryota; Fungi; Ascomycota; Eurotiomycetes; Chaetothyriales; Herpotrichiellaceae. The record is from RefSeq and is a predicted model, not a curated record. Gene Ontology annotation, biological process: cytoskeleton organization; small GTPase-mediated signal transduction. Gene Ontology annotation, molecular function: GTPase activator activity. The transcript is spliced from 3 exons. Bases 1 to 2784 code for a protein of 927 amino acids.
AUGGCCAAAGAGAAUGUCCCUUCACCUAGGCCGAAGGUGCCUGGGUUCACAGAGUCGUUUUGGUCUACGGACUAUGCUGGGGGGUUGGGAGUCCUUUUCCAGAAGCUGCAACAAGGCGUGGUCGAGAAUCAGCAGCUCCUGACAAUCGCGAGCAUGCGAGCAGACGCCGAAGAAGUAUACAGCGACCGGUUGGGAGAUAUAGCGCCAACCAUUGACCGAAUGACGGGUGGAUUCGCCAGGGACGACGGCGCAAGUGUUCGCAAGGCAUACGAAGGUGUCCGAAGCGAGAUGAUAGAAGCGGCCAGGAACCACAGAAAGAUAGCAGAUAAUAUUCGCGAGUUGGUCGUCCAUCCCUUCUCCAGAUGGUGCGAUGCGCAUGCGACAAGGAUACAAAACUCGCAGGACGAACUACAAGCGAAGAUCAAAUCCCACGACAGGCAAGCGGAAGCGGUCAAGAAGCUGAGGAGCCAUUACUUUAACAAGUGCAGGCUCGUGGAAGACCUUGAAGAGGAGAACAAACUUGCAUUCCAAGCACCAGGGAAGGAGAGUCCCAAGCCGCAAAGUCCACCGCCUCCUAGAAUUGUGCUGCCGGACGAUGAUGAUGAUGACGAAUUUCCGGUCGAGAUCGGAGACCAGACAUACCCGCCUCAGAAGUUGAAGGCUCUCUUGACGCAUAUGUUGGAGACGAUUCCGCUCGGCGAGUACAAGGUUCCUAUCUUGGGAACGUACCAGAACGUCUCUGCAGGCACAGACAUCGUCGACUACAUACAGAAACACAUGAAAGCAUCCACCAUCGGAUACGCGGAGCAGAUCGGCCAGGACCUGGUGGACCGGGGAUUCUUGCGGCUUAUAGGCAAUGUGGGCAACACAUUUGCGAACAGUUCGAAGUUGAAGUAUCAGUGGAAACCUCGGGUCUUCCAGAUCACAGGCGUGCCCGAAAAGAAGAAGGCUCUUGGACGCUCGACAACGGGCUCGUCAAUGGAGGGUCUUCUAGAAUCACCCACAAUUGGAACCAUUACAGAGACUCUGCAGACGUGGAACCCCCUGAACAACCCUUACCCGAACGAGACGCCCGCCGAGCGCCUACGACGUGAGGCUCGAGAAGCGGAUGAGAAGUACAAGGCUGCAGUGCGGAAACUUGAUUUGCUCCGAUGCAAUCUGGAAGAAUCGAUAAUGGAUCACUUGAAGUUCUUAGAACGAUGUGAAACAGACCGGCUCCGGGCCAUCAAGGCCGUGAUCCUUGACUUUUCUGGCGCCAUCAGCAACAGCAUCCCAUCGUUUCAAAGCCAAGUCGACCAUAUGAUGCUCUAUCAAGAAACUAUUCAGCCUCUCGGCGACCUGCGUUACUUUCUGGAGAAUUACAGAACGGGGGCUUACAUCCCCAAGGUCACACCCUACGAGAACUACUACGGGACCGUGGACGAACAGACGUUUGGCGUUGACUUGGAAGCUAGAGCGAGAGCGGACCGGAAACGGGUACCCAUAAUCGUCACUUCGAUCUUGACUUUCCUCGACAACCAUUAUCCAGACCUUGAAGGUGAUGGAGCCCGGAGAAACAUCUGGCUUGUCGAUGUCCCUUUGGCAGCAACGCACCAUUUAAGGAAUCAAAUCAACAAUGGAGCACCGAUACCGGCAGGGGUAUUGGAGAGAUAUGAAGUGCCCAUCGUAGCAAGCGUCUUGAAGUUAUACCUGCUCGAACUACCGGACUCGCUUGUUUCUGCACAGGUGUACGAGAUCAUCAAGACAAUCUACGCAACGACGCCCGACGCGCUUCCCAACCCCAUCUCCAGCGACUCGAUCGAUGCUACACCAAGGAUCAAGGUGCUACAAUCGACUCUAGGUCAGCUCCGUCUCAACAACAUUGCAACUUUGGAUGCUAUCAUAACACAUUUCACUCGGCUGAUCGACCUCACCUCAGCGGACGAAGCCUACGUGACUGCCCUGGCCCAAUGCCUGGCUCCUUGUAUUCUGAGACCGCGGAUAGAGAAUUCCCUUACAUUGGAAGAGCGUCAUCCGUACCGGCUCGUUCGAGAUCUUUUAGAUCAUAAAGAGGCCAUCUUUGGUGAACUCAAACGCCAAUCCUCCACUCGCUCUGUAUCUACCAGCGUUUCACAGCGGCAGAGAGCGGUCAGCAAUACCGAUGAAAGCUCACGAAGGGCUGCUAUGGAGGCGAGGGCACGAGCCAUCACAGAGCAGAGACAACGAGACAAAAGCCCGGCACCAAGCAGCCGGCACAGACGUGACAAAAGUACGGAUGGAAGUUUGGGCCGAUUCCCCGUGGUUGCGAGCCCCAGGACAGAGCACGGCCGAAGUGUCAGCGCAGUUGGCUUGCCCGCCGGAAAGCGAAUCAGUCUGGAAGUACCUGGGAGCAUCGAAGGAUCGCCCAUCCAUGCCAGAAACCAGACGGCGGUAGAGAGAAAUUCCGCCACAAAACUCGAACCCUCCGAUUCCACAAUGAACGGACUAGGAACAUCAUCUCCGGGAAUCCUAGACAUGCCAGGUGCCUUCAGCGGUGGUGGUCCUGGCCCACAUAUCCCACCACCGCCCGACGAUGACAGCCAGGAGGAGGAGCCGUCAGUGUCGGCAUCGAGAGAGCAAGGGCAAGGCUCAAGAGUUGGCUCUCUGAAAAAGAACGGAGCAGCCAGUGAGCGGAAACCAGUGGGCGGUGCCGGAACGGGAAGUAUGAGCCGGAGGAUCAACCAAAGUGGAAUGGAUAACCAGGGUUCGGCAGCAACCACACGGGGAGUCCAGUUGACGGACAAGGCGAUGGACGACUUCUCAUGA